AUGAACAGAAAUACUAUGCUUAAUAACUUGCUUAAAACUUCGAGACGUGCUAUGAUCACUUCCAGGGCGUUAGCGAAAGAAUCAAUUUCUAAUAAGACAUCCGUGGAUUACUGUGCAAAUAUCGUAAAGCAGCAUGACUACGAAAACUUUUUGGCAACUCUACUCAUGACAAAUUCAAUUCGUUCACCUGCGUUUGUAAUAAGAGCUUUUAAUGUAGAAAUAGCUCGUAUACAAGAUCGAACAAGUGAUGUACAGACUGCUGCAUUUCGAUUACAAUUUUGGCAUGAUGCAGUCAAAGAUAUGUUUAAGGCAGAACAGACGUUACAAAAUAUUCCUGCUAAUCCAAUAGCACAAGAGUUAUUUAAGGUAUCUUGCUGUUGUGGCAUCCAGAAGAGACAUUUAGAAAAACUUAUAUCAUCAAGAAGCCAUAUUUUAAAAUCUAAACAUUUUCAAAGCUUAGAAGAUAUUGAGAAAUAUGCUGAAGAAUCUGUGUCCUCAAUAUAUUAUUUGCUAUUAAGUGUAGCAGAUAUAGCCAAUGUCCACGCUGACCAUGCUGCAUCUCAUUUAGGAAAAGCUCAAGGAAUAGCAAAUAUUCUAAGGUCUGUUUAUAUAUCCAGCAUGCAUAGAAUGGUUUCUCUACCAAUGGACAUUCUAAUGAAAAAUAAAAUCAGUCAAGAAGAUGUGCUGAGGGGUGUUAAUAAUGAAAACAUGAGGAAUGUUGUAUUUGAGGUUGCAAGUAGAGCAAAUAGUCAUUUACAGAAGGCAAAAAGCAUUGACGUGCCGAAAACUGCAAGACAGAUAUUUUUGCCAGCAAUAACAGUUGAACAGUAUCUGACUAAACUACAGAAAAAUAACUUUGAUAUAUUUGACAAAUCACUACUACAGAGCAGUCCCUUUUUACCACUUAGAUUGUAUUACAAUAGGAUGCUAAACAAAUUUUAA
Messenger RNA from Arctia plantaginis, 942 nucleotides. The record is from the annotation of a GenBank genome assembly. NCBI's taxonomy places the organism in Eukaryota, Metazoa, Arthropoda, Insecta, Lepidoptera, Erebidae.